AUGGCGUCCGUCCGCGGACAGAAGCCCAACAUUACCGGCUUCGACAUGAGAGCCUUCAAGGAGGCCGCCGGCCAGCCCAGAUACGACCCCUGGGAGAGGGCAGAGGCCUGGAGAUACAAGGGCCCCUUCACGAGAUUCAACCGUUUCAAGGGAUCCUUCCCCGGCCUCGGCAUCGCUACCGUUGCCUUCGCCGGCUACUGCGCCUACGAGUACUUCUUCCUGGCCGACGAUCACCACCACGGCGACAGCCACGGCAAGGACCAUCACUAG
This is a messenger RNA of Colletotrichum graminicola M1.001, 270 nucleotides long. Its product is annotated as NADH-ubiquinone oxidoreductase B12 subunit family protein. Lineage: Eukaryota; Fungi; Ascomycota; Sordariomycetes; Glomerellales; Glomerellaceae. The record is from RefSeq and is a predicted model, not a curated record. Gene Ontology annotation, cellular component: mitochondrion. The transcript has 2 exons. Gene Ontology annotation, biological process: electron transport chain; mitochondrial respiratory chain complex I assembly. Bases 1 to 270 code for a protein of 89 amino acids.